This is a messenger RNA of Plasmodium gaboni, 633 nucleotides long. RefSeq names its product putative apicoplast ribosomal protein L18 precursor. Gene Ontology annotation, biological process: translation. Gene Ontology annotation, cellular component: ribosome. The transcript is spliced from 2 exons. Lineage: Eukaryota; Apicomplexa; Aconoidasida; Haemosporida; Plasmodiidae. Bases 1 to 633 code for a protein of 210 amino acids. Gene Ontology annotation, molecular function: structural constituent of ribosome; 5S rRNA binding. The record is from RefSeq and is a predicted model, not a curated record.
AUGUACAUAUCGUUCAUAAUAUUUUCAAUAAUUUUUAUUUUUCUUGGUGUAAUAGAAAAUUUCAUAAUUAACAAGAGAAUUUUGUAUAGGCCGAAUUUUUUAUUAUACUCUGAAAAAAAAAACAAAAAGAAGAAUACACCUGAACAAGUAGCAACUAGAGCGAAUAAAGACCUCAAGGAGAAGAAAAGAAAAAGACCCACAAGUAAAAUUUUGGAAUGUUUAUUAAAAGAGAAGGUUGAGAAAGUUGAAAAAAAUUCAGAUGAGAAUGAAUGUUCAAAUGUCGAUAAAGAAAUAAGAGAAGGAAAAAGAGUGCCACGGCUUAGAGUGAGAAAUACAAAUAAUCAUAUAUAUGCUUCAAUAAUUGAUGAUUAUAAAAAAUAUGUAUUAUGUUCAACAUGCUCAAGAGAUGCUACACUUUCUAAAAUAUUAGGAACAUACAGAAGAAAAGCAACAAACCGUAUUAUAAACAAUGGAAGAACUAUUAAAUCGGCUUGGGAAAUUGGUAAAAUUAUAGGGAAAAAAGCUUUAAAUAAAGGAAUAUUUAAAGUACGCUUUGAUCGAGCUAGACAUCCAUAUGCUGGAAAAGUGGAGGCUCUAGCCGAAGGAGCAAGAGCAGUAGGUUUAUUAUUAUAA